CCGCUGCCGCUGGGAGCCAAAGGCGCGGGGACCUUCGCGCAGCGCUGCUCCGCGAGGCAGGACUGCGGGACCCCAGACCGCACCUCCGCCCUGCACCGCCUCGGACGCUUGCUCCCUUCCUUCCCCCCACACGGCGUUCCCCGGGCGCCCCCAUUCCGGACCAGCCCUCAGGAGCCUCAUACCCGACUCCCGCGAGGACUCGACCCCAGACAUCGGUCGCACCCUCCCGCACGGCCCCCAACUCCUAGCCUCUCUCUUGAGCCCCCGCGCAUCCAAGGACCCUUCUCCUCCGGGAUCCAGGAGACGGGAUCAAUCUCAGACCUGCCUCAGCUUUCCUAUUCAAGACCACCCACCUUUGGUACCAGAUCUCGCUCAUCUCGGUUUUUGCCGUGGGAUACCGAGAACACACCCAUCAGAGCCGCCCCUCCAGCUCCGCUCCGUCCUCCCUGAGGGCUUCAACUCCCUCCCUCCCCAGACCCUCCUACCUUUCCUCGGGAGACCCCCCCCCCAGCCCCUGUAGGGGCGGGGCCUCCCUCUUCCCACCCCAGCCCGGCUUGCGCUCUCGGCUGUGCCGGGGGCGCCGCCUCCCCCAUGCCGCCCUCGGGGCUGCGGCUGCUGCCGCUGCUGCUGCCGCUGCUGUGGCUACUAGUGCUGCCGCCUGGCCGGCCGGCCGCCGGACUGUCCACCUGCAAGACCAUCGACAUGGAGCUGGUGAAGCGAAAGCGCAUCGAGGCCAUCCGCGGCCAGAUUCUGUCCAAGCUUCGGCUCGCCAGCCCCCCGAGCCAGGGGGAGGUGCCGCCCGGUCCGCUGCCCGAGGCCGUACUGGCUCUUUACAACAGUACCCGUGACCGGGUGGCCGGGGAAAGUGCCGAACCUGAGCCUGAGCCAGAGGCGGACUACUACGCCAAGGAGGUCACCCGCGUGCUAAUGGUGGAAAACAGCAACGAAAUCUAUGGGAAAAUCAAGCGUAGUCCACACAGCAUGUAUAUGCUCUUCAACACGUCGGAGCUCCGGGAAGCGGUGCCCGAACCCGUGUUGCUCUCUCGGGCAGAGCUGCGCCUGCUGAGGCUCAAGUUAAAAGUGGAGCAGCACGUGGAGCUGUACCAGAAAUACAGCAAUGAUUCCUGGCGCUACCUCAGCAACCGGCUGCUGGCCCCCAGCGACUCGCCGGAGUGGCUGUCCUUUGACGUCACUGGAGUUGUGCGGCAGUGGCUGACCCACGGAGAGGAAAUAGAGGGCUUUCGCCUCAGUGCCCACUGUUCCUGUGACAGCAAAGAUAACACACUCCAAGUGGACAUUAACGGGUUCAGUUCCGGCCGCCGGGGUGACCUCGCCACCAUUCAUGGCAUGAACCGGCCCUUCCUGCUCCUCAUGGCCACCCCGCUGGAGAGGGCCCAGCACCUGCACAGCUCCCGGCACCGCCGAGCCCUGGACACCAACUACUGCUUCAGCUCCACGGAAAAGAACUGCUGCGUUCGGCAGCUCUACAUUGACUUCCGCAAGGACCUGGGCUGGAAGUGGAUUCACGAACCCAAGGGCUACCACGCCAAUUUCUGCCUGGGGCCCUGCCCCUACAUCUGGAGCCUGGACACGCAGUACAGCAAGGUCCUGGCCCCGUACAACCAGCACAACCCGGGCGCGUCGGCGGCGCCGUGCUGCGUGCCGCAGGCGCUGGAGCCGCUGCCCAUCGUGUACUACGUGGGCCGCAAGCCCAAGGUGGAGCAGCUGUCCAACAUGAUCGUGCGCUCCUGCAAGUGCAGCUGAGGCCCCGCCCCUCCCGACAGGUCCCGCCCACCCCGGCAGGCCCGGCCCCGCCCCCCACCCGCCUCAUCGGAGUUGUAUUUAAGGACACAGCGCCCAAGCCCACCUGGGGUCCAUUAAAGGUGGAGAGAGGA
Messenger RNA from Aethalodelphis obliquidens (Pacific white-sided dolphin), 1895 nucleotides. RefSeq names its product transforming growth factor beta 1 (gene TGFB1). The coding region runs from base 592 to 1764 and encodes 390 amino acids. Gene Ontology annotation, molecular function: growth factor activity; cytokine activity; transforming growth factor beta receptor binding. Gene Ontology annotation, biological process: transforming growth factor beta receptor signaling pathway; regulation of cell population proliferation. Lineage: Eukaryota; Metazoa; Chordata; Mammalia; Artiodactyla; Delphinidae. The record is from RefSeq and is a predicted model, not a curated record. The transcript has 7 exons. Gene Ontology annotation, cellular component: extracellular region.